AUGGCAUACUUUGAAUGCUCGACUGUAGUCUGACCGACGACAGCAAUCAUUCUUCUGACGCGAGUGAAAGAGAGAGGGAGAGUUUAUUUAUCUGUCAAUAACAAAGGAAAUGAUAUUGAUAUAGAGGAGGUAUUCCACAGGCAGCUCGAUAUCUCUCCCACCGCAUCAGACAUGGGAAUCAAGUUCAUCUCUCCUUUGAUCCUUCUCUCCCUCAGCUUUGCCUUCCACUGCUCUCUUGCAACACAUCCUUCUACCUUGGAAAGAGGUUCUUCUCUCUCCGUAGAGCAGCACGAGGAGGACGUUCUUACCUCACCGGACCGCGCCUUCUCUUGUGGCUUCCGCAAGGUAGGCACCAACGCCUACUGCUUCUCCAUCUGGUUCACCAACUCCGAGGAGGACGCCGUCGUCUGGACCGCGAACCGCGACGCCCCCGUGAAUGGCCGCGGCUCCAGGGUUUCUCUGCGUCGAGACGGCAAACUAGCCCUCACCGACGUCGACGGAUCCACUGUGUGGGACACCAACACCAGCUACGCCGGAGUUUCGACUGCCGAACUCCUCGACACCGGCAACCUUGUCUUGAAGGACCGCGAUGGUCAUGUCCUUUGGCAAAGCUUCGAUUCACCUACCGACACUUUGGUUCCUUGGCAGCCUCUGACCAAAGGAAAGCGGCUUGUAUCACCGAUUGCCAAGGGCGCUCGCAGAUCGGGCUAUUAUACCCUCUACUUCGACAACGAUAACGUCCUCAGGCUCAUGUAUGAUGGACCGGAGAUCUCCAGCAUCUACUGGCCAAACCCGGACAGCACUUUGUACCAAAACGGAAGAUCAAACUAUAACAGCACGAGAAUCGCAUUUCUCGAUGAGAAAGGGCACUUCCACUCAAGCGACGGGUUCAAAGCCCUAGCCUCCGAUUUAGGUGUUGGCAUCAGAAGGCGGCUGACCAUGGAUUACGAUGGUAACCUCAGACUCUACAGCUUGAAUGAGUCGACCGGGACGUGGUCGAUCACCUGGGAAGCUCUGUCGCAGAUCUGCAACGUGCAUGGGCUAUGCGGUAGGAACGGGAUUUGCGAGUAUUAUCCGGGCAUCCGGUGUUCAUGUCCUCCGGGCUACGAGAUGAGCGAUCCCGCCGAUUGGAACAGUGGCUGCAAGCCAAAGUUCAACCUCAGUUGCAGCAACCACACUCAGCAGCAGCUCCACUUCAUCGAGCUCCAGGAGACGGACUACUAUGGAUUCGACAUGAGCACCUACUCCACAAUGAUCUCGUUUGAAGCCUGCCGAAACGCUUGCAUCCAGAGUUGCGACUGCCGGGCUUUUGGCUACCGACUGACGGGCAAUGGGUUGUGUUUCCCGAAGAGUUCGCUGUUCAAUGGCUACAAGUCUCCGAAUUUUCCAGGUAGUAUCUUUCUCAAAGUGCCUAUAAGCAUAGUGUCCUCCUCGAGCUCCAAUCAAUCUGCGGUCACCUGCAAUUCCGAUGGUUCCACUGUCACAACGAGCUCUUCGCUUAGGUACGGGAACAACAGAAGCAACACCAAGUGGGUCUACCUCUACGGAUUUGCUGCAUCACUGGGAGCAGCAGAGUUUCUCUUCAUCUUCGCAGGCUGGUGGUGCAUUUUCCGGGGCCGAGAUACAACCAAGUCAGUGGAGGAAGGUUACCGGAUGAUAAGCCGUCAGUUCAGGAGGUUCACGUACCGCGACCUCCGGGAGGCGACCGGCAAAUUCAAGGAGGAACUCGGCAGGGGAAGCUCAGGUGCGGUAUACAGGGGAGUAUUGGAUGACAAGAGGGUGUUGGCGGUGAAGAAGCUGACGGACGUGAUGGAGGGAGAAGAAGAAUUCUGGGCCGAGGUAAGCGUGAUCGGAAGAAUCAACCACAUGAAUCUGGUCAGGAUGUGGGGUUUCUGCUCCGAAGGCCAGCACAGGCUGCUGGUGUACGAGUACGUGGAGAAUCAAUCGCUGGACAAGUACCUGUUCGGCCGCGCCGACAGCGGCAGCUCGCUGGGAUGGAACCAAAGGUUCAAGAUCGCACUGGGGACGGCCAGAGGCCUCGCGUACCUCCACCAUGAAUGCUUGGAGUGGGUCAUCCACUGCGACGUGAAGCCCGAAAACAUCCUCCUGGACCGCGACUUCGAACCCAAGAUCGCCGAUUUCGGCCUGGCCAAGCUGUCGAAGCGGGACGGCCCGGGCUUCAACAUCUCGCGGAUGCGAGGAACGAAGGGGUAUAUGGCGCCCGAAUGGGCGCUGAGCUUUCCGAUCACCGCCAAGGUCGACGUGUACAGCUACGGCGUCGUGCUUCUGGAGAUACUGAAGGGGAGCCGGGUUUCGGACUGGGUGGAAGCGGACGGAACAGAGAAGAGCCUGAGGUCGCUGGUGGCCGAGCUGAAGGAGCAACUGGGCGGCAGCGACGAGUCAUGGGUGAGAGAUGUAGUGGAUCACAGGUUGCGUGGGCAGUUCAAUCAUGAGCAGGCGACGGCCAUGGUGAAGAUUGCAGUGUCCUGCUUGGAGGAAGACCGCAGCAGAAGGUUGACCAUGAAUGAAAUCGUCAAAUUGCUGAUAGCUUGUGGGGAGAAAGAUGCUGAUCGUAUUUAAAGUAUAACUUUAGAAAAAAAUUAAAUUAUUA
Messenger RNA from Musa acuminata AAA Group (dessert banana), 2611 nucleotides. Its product is annotated as putative receptor protein kinase ZmPK1. Gene Ontology annotation, molecular function: protein serine/threonine kinase activity; ATP binding. Gene Ontology annotation, biological process: protein phosphorylation; recognition of pollen. Lineage: Eukaryota; Viridiplantae; Streptophyta; Magnoliopsida; Zingiberales; Musaceae. The record is from RefSeq and is a predicted model, not a curated record. The transcript has a single exon. The coding region runs from base 172 to 2580 and encodes 802 amino acids.